Pygocentrus nattereri (red-bellied piranha) is the source of this 4278-nucleotide messenger RNA. RefSeq names its product seizure 6-like protein. Gene Ontology annotation, biological process: synapse maturation. The record is from RefSeq and is a predicted model, not a curated record. Bases 216 to 3020 code for a protein of 934 amino acids. The transcript is spliced from 17 exons. Lineage: Eukaryota; Metazoa; Chordata; Actinopteri; Characiformes; Serrasalmidae. Gene Ontology annotation, cellular component: neuronal cell body; endoplasmic reticulum.
GAGAGAGAGAGAGAGAGAGAGAGAGAGAGAAUGACUCGGUAGAGGCAGAGCGGAGACAGAAAAACACAAAGCAGUGGAAAGCACGCUCCUCCUUGGUUAACCUCCGCAUACGUCGCUUACAUUGAGCUCUGAAUAGGACUUCAGUUUGCUCGUGUGUGGGCUGCGCGUAGGGGUUUGGCUUUUUCCAGUGAGCAGCCCCUCGGACUGUCUUUGCCAUGCGGGCUCCACGUUUAUUCCUCAGCUCCACGAUCUGGAUGGGGAUUCUUUUGAGAGCCGUCUCGACCCAAGAUGAGGUUGGUGUGACUCCUCCAGCCUCAUCACCUCCACUGUUCCAAGGUGAAGCUCCCAGAGAAAGCCAUGGAGGGGCUGUCUCCAUGGGACAGGACCUCCUGGACUCAGUCCUGGCUCAUAAGGACCAGCUGUUGGCUCAGAAGGGUGUGGAGCUUCCCACUGUGCUGCCUGCUGAGCUGAUGCCCGUGCUGAGGAAGAGUCUGGGCAGGGGGCCAGGGGCUGGAGCUCUAUCUCCUGAGCAGCAGCAGCUCCUGAGGAAGAUGCUGCCUGCUCACAGUGAAGCUCAACACCCCACUCGACUUCCUGUGGCUGAAUUUCUCUCUGAGGCACCCGAACCUCCUCCAUUGCGCAGCACUGAUGGUCCAGCCAUGACGACACAAGCUGCUAAUGAAAAUGAACCUUCUACCACCACCAUAGUCACUACAACUAUGGACAAAGAGACAGAGCCCGAUGUCCUCCCCUCAACUCCAUCAAGCUGCAUGAUCAAUUUCUCAGACCCAGAGGGCUACAUCGAUUCAUCGGAUGAUCCCCCACUUCCAGACGGAGCUUUCUUGCAGUGCACAUAUACAGUGACAGUGUACACAGGCUAUGGAGUGGAACUGCAGGUCAAAAGUGUAAACCUGUCAGAAGGUGAGCAGUUGUCAAUCAGAGGGGUAGAUGAGGGCGGGGCUUUGCUGGUACUUGCCAAUCAGACACUGUUGGUGGAGGGUCAGGUGAUCCGCAGUCUGACCAACAUGAUCUCAGUAUUCUACCGCUCCUCUCCUGAGGGAGGCAUGGGCAUGGUCCAGCUUCAUUAUCAGUUGUUCCGGCUAAGCUGUGCCUUGCCCAAGCGACCUCACUUCGGGGAGGUAUCAGUGCUGGAUCUGCAUCCAGGAGGCACUGCGCAUUUUUCCUGCCACAUGGGCUACCAGCUGCAGGGGGCAGCCAUGCUCACCUGUCUCAAUGCUUCCCUGCCAGUGUGGAGCCAGCGGGAGCCCAGCUGCAGAGCUCUGUGUGGAGGUACAGUGAAGAAUGCCACCGUAGGCAGAGUCUUGUCGCCUUCACCUCACCCGGGACACAACAGCACCCUGGACCGCAGCUGCUCCUGGUCCCUGGAGGCCCCCAGCGGUCAGAGACUACACCUCCAUUUGGAGAGAAUGGUUCUGGGACCAACAGACAGACUCGUUUUGUGGAGUGGUCUAGAUGCUGGCUCUGUGGUUCUCUUUGACUCUGGUCAGCGCGGUCCAAUCCCAUUCGAGGGAGUCAUAAGUGAGGGCCCAGCAGUCCGAGUUCAGUUUAUAACAGACCAACCAAACAACCACAACACUGGCUUCAACAUCCGCUACGAGGCAUUUGAGAAAGGCCACUGCUAUGAGCCCUACAUCCAGAAUGGCAACUUCAGCACCACUGACCCGACCUAUGGUGUGGGGGCCGUAGUACAGUUCUCCUGUGACCCUGGGCACUCUCUAGAGCAGGGCCCCCCUGUAAUCGAGUGCAUCAACACACGAGACCCCUACUGGAAUGACACAGAGCCUCUGUGUAAAGCUCUGUGUGGGGGUGACCUGUCUGGACCUGGUGGGGUCAUCCUAUCCCCAAACUGGCCUGAAUGGUAUGGUGAGGGUGAGGACUGUAGCUGGAGAAUUCACGUCGGUGAGGACAAGCGUGUCCUUUUGGAUGUGCAGCUCCUGAACCUUAGUGACAGCGAUAUGCUGACCAUCCUGGAUGGGGAUGAGGUCACCACUCGCAUCCUAGGCCAGUAUGUGGGAGGCACCAGCCCAUUCAAGCUAUCCUCUACCACCCCUGACCUCACCAUCACUUUCCAUUCUGACCCAGCUGGCUUGGUCUUCGGCAAAGGAGAGGGCUUCAUUAUCAACUACAUGGAGGUGUCUCGUAACGACUCCUGCCCGGACCUUCCUGAGAUCCAAAAUGGCUGGAAGACCACCUCACAUGCCUCGCUAGUGCGGGGAGCAAGGAUCACCUACCAGUGUGACCCUGGCUAUGAUUUAGUAGGAAAAGAGACCCUGACCUGUCAGCUGGACCUGAGUUGGAGCACUCAGCCACCUUUCUGUGAGAAAAUUAUGUACUGUACAGACCCAGGCCAUGUUGAGCACUCUGUACGUACCCUCUCUGACCCCAAACUGCUGGUGGGUACCACCAUUCAGUACAGCUGCAAUCCAGGUUACAUAUUGCAGGGUGGUGCAACUUUAACCUGUUAUGGUCGAGAGCCUGGAACUCCAGUGUGGACCUCCCGCCUGCCGCACUGCGUCUCGGAAGAGUCAGUUUCUUGUGAGAAUCCUGGUCUUCCAGACAAUGGCUAUCAGAUCUUGUCUAAGAGGCUGUACUUGCCCGGAGAAUCCCUGACCUUCAUGUGUUAUCAGGGCUACGAACUCAUUGGAGAGAUUGCCAUCAAGUGCAUCCUGGGGAAUCCCUCGUUUUGGAGUGGACCAUUACCCCUGUGUAGAGCCAAUCAUGAAUGCUCUAGCAACCAUGCUUUAGAAGUGGCAGAGGCUACUGCAGAAUCAUCUCUAGAUGGGGGAAGCAUGGCUCUGGCCAUUUUCAUAUUAGUGCUGCUGCUCUCUGUUUUGCUUGGAGGCACCUAUAUUUAUCUAACAAGGUGUCGAUAUCACUCCAACCUGCGCCUGCCUCUCAUGUACCCUCACCCAUACAGCCAGAUCACUGUGGAGACCGAAUUUGACAACCCUCUUUAUGAGACAGGAGGGGACACGAGAGAGUACGAGGUGUCGAUAUGAGCAGAGCUGUUGCUGCGGAUGAAUUCUCAGAUGCAGCCCCCCAUUACUUCAGCCCUGAGAGGAAGUGAUGUAAAUAGCUCCUGACAAUUCCACUGCUGCCCCACCUCCCCAACCUCCCAAAUCUGCAGCCUAAUCAGGGUCCAGAGAGAGAGAGAGAGAGAGAGAGAGAGAGAGAGAGAGAGAUGAAAUAGGGAAGGGAGGUGGUGAGAGGAAGGCUGUGUAGCAGAGGUUGGAGAGGAGGUGAAUCAAUGAAGUGACUGUGGUUUUACCAUGUGAUUUGAACAUUAUGCACUUAAGGCAGGAGGUUGUUGUUUAACAAAAUGUGUGUGUGAAUGUGUGUGUGUGGUUGGGUGUGUGUCUGUGUGGAAUGUGUCAGAGACCACCAUUCAUUUGUUUAAUUUCCAGUGAAAACGACCAUUACAUACAAGUUAUUAUUUUUUUUAAGAAAUAUUUCUGAGGAGACGCAAGAUAUUUUAUAUGCAUAAGGUAGGAGAAAGUCAGUAAAUAAUUGGGGAAAAAAUCAGACUCUUUGCAACCGUGCAAGACCUGGUAGACCACCAAAACUGUCACUAUCAGAUAUACAGCAUUUUGAUCUAAAUUCAACAUCAUUGAAUGUGUUACUUGUAUAAUAAGAAGCAGAAAACAACCAAAUUCUAAGACUAAACUUUGGAUAAGUGGAAAGACAUCCCUGUGAGAUCCUGCUUUGAAUGCUUUGAACAGCGAGCUGUAACAAGGGCAAAGGUGGACACACUAAAUAUGAAAUGUGUGUUUUCUGCUUUUUUCCUUAGGCUAAUAAUUGAACUUGUACUUAAUGGCUGUUUUGACUGAAAAUUAAGUAAAAAAGGGAUGUUGCACAGUAAUGUAGAAUGUUUAUAGCUUCAGGAAUGAGAACGAGAAAGCUGUGAAGAUGUUAGCAAAUGUCAUUAACACGGCAUAGUUGAGAAUCUAACACUUGAGUAAUUGCUGUUCUUUGUUCAGUUACACACCCGGCAGUGUGUGUGUGUCUGUGCCCUGACUUCCUGCCUGCUGUUAUUUUUAAGGCUUUGUACUCAAACCGGUUUGUAGUGCAGGUUUUAAGGUAGUAUUUUUCCCAUGCAAGUGACGUCAUACAACAGCAGAGAAACAGAUGAUGUAUUUAUUUUGUUGUACAUGUGAAAGGUUUUUUCUGCUGAAUUAAUGUACAUUUGCUUUUGGAAUUAAAGAGAGAAGAUUUCCCUGAAGAGAUGUCAAAAAUAAAAACAAUGGUAGUCUUUUGUAA